UCCUCAUUUUCAAACCAACAAACCAACAAACCAAAACCUGCGAAAAGAGAUGAAAGAAGCUUCAGGCUCAAAAUCUCUGUAAUCAAGAUAAUAACAACAACAUCCGGUUUUACGCACCGAUUCCGUGUUCCGUGUUGAUUACGUUCCAAAAUCGGAAUGGUUUGCACUCAGAUUCAGAGCCAUUCAAUGUUUCGCUAGGUAAAAGAGUUCCACAACACACCGCGAACGAUUCGUUGAUUAUGGUAAUUUUAAGCCUCUCGGCGUGAGAAAUUGGCGUGCGCAGCGGUGAAAUUUUUAGCCAUCGAUGCCCAGGAAACGCCAGAGAAAGACGGCUCCUUCGGUUCGGUACAUCGGGAUUUGCUGAGUGAAAUGCUUUACUGAAUCGAUGACGGCAUCGUAUCCGCUUCAUGAGUGCGUUUUCAACGGUGACACCCGUAAACUAUCGUUGCUGCUGCGGACCCACGAAAUCGCUGAAAAAGACAAACAUGGCAACACACCUCUCCACCUGGCUGUUAUGCUGGGACGAAAAGAAUGUACCUUCCUCUUGCUGGCACACGGAGCGCCGGUUAAAGUAAAAAACACUCAAGGAUGGUCCCCGCUGGCAGAGGCCAUCUCCUACGGAGAUCGGCAGAUAAUCAGCUCGUUGCUUCGCAAACUGAAGCAACAGGCGCGCGAGCAGAUGGAGCAACGUCGACCGAAUCUGGUGAAAGCCCUCAACCAAAUGGGUGACUUCUACAUGGAGCUCAAGUGGGACUUUCACUCGUGGGUCCCGCUAAUAUCACGCAUCCUGCCCUCGGAUGUGUGCAAAAUACACAAAUCUGGCUGUUCGAUCCGGCUCGACACCACGCUUGUCGACUUCUCGGAUAUGCGCUGGGAGCGCGGGGACAUUUCAUUCAUCUUCCGGGGUGAAAAUCCACCGAAAGACUCGCUGACGGCGCUCGACAACGAGUGCCGCUGCUAUCAGCACGUACGCCACGAAGAAACGGAGCUGGAGAUCGAGGACGAGGUUGACAUUCUGAUGUCCAGCGAUAUCCUCGCGGCGCAGAUGUCGACGAAGGGCAUUAGCUUUACGAAAGCACAAUCGGGUUGGAUCUUUCGUGAGGAUCGCCGCGAAACGGUGGCCGGUCAGUACGACAGUGAUCUGUACACGAUCAACGGACUGACGCUCGAGCAGCGUAAACGACGGGAGCACCUUUCGCGCGAUGAUCUGCAGAAAAACAAAGCCCUAAUGGAGUCACUCACCAAGGGCGGCGGUCAGUCCCAGGCGGUCGAUCAGAACGGGGAAAUCUACCGACGCGCAUCGCUGCAGCCUCCGCCGACCAGUGGCACCACCUGGGAGGAGUACAUUGCCGCCGACACCGGUCAAUACCCGAACCUGGGACGGGACCUAGUUUAUAAGGAAUCGAGUAAGAAUUUUAAAGCAACCGUAGCUAUGAGCAAAGACUUUCCACUGAGCAUCGACAUGCUGCUGAACGUGCUGGAGGUGAUAGCGCCGUUCAAGCACUUUAGCAAGCUGCGCGAGUUUGUCACGCUGAAGCUGCCAAGCGGGUUUCCGGUCAAAAUCGACAUCCCCAUCCUGCCGACCGUUUCGGCCAAGAUCACGUUCCAGAAGUUCGAGUUUCGGAACGAUAUCUCGCCCGAUCUGUUCGUCAUCCCGGACGACUACAAAGAGGACACAAUGAGCUUUCUCAUCUAUUUCAUAGAUUUCCUGAUUUAUGACCUUUCGAUCUCGACCGAUUAAACACUACUGCUCGUUGCUCGUUGGUCAGCGCGACGCAACGGACCACACGACGCAUCCAUCGGAAUCGGCACCAUCAUCAACAUCCGCAAGCAGCCACCGAUUGCGAUCUCCCGCUCCUCUCAGGCUCCUUCGUGGUUGUCGUCGAUCAAUGUACCCGCAAAGCAUUGCACAUCUUAACGCUGGGCGAUCUGCUCCCUCCGGUCCGGUCCGGUUUGCUCCGCAAAUAGUAGAUCGAUGUUCAAUGUCAGAUCGACAGCCGUGGAGGGAUGAAGAAGGACAUUUUCUCCGUCGCUCCACCAAGGGUGGCCAGGGGAACACAAAAUGUAUUAGCCUCUUAGAAUCGGUAGUAUUUUUAUUGUUUGUGUAAGUGAGACCACUAGAAGCAAAAUUCUGUCCGUUUCCUGUCCGUUUAGAGAAACCCCGCUAGAACACAAAAUUGUAGUAGAGAAACAACCGCGCGCCAGCGGAACACACUUUGGUACAGGGCCAUUUUAACGGGACUUUUCCUACAGGACUAUGCUCCGAAAAAAAAACAAACCAAAAACCGAAAAGGUUACACAAAUAUUAUCUAGUGACAGGACGUGAAAUGAUGUCGAAACGAAUGAUGAUUGCAAAUGUAAGAUAUGCAUUUUUUGGACCCCACAGUUCAACAAGGGUCUACAAAUGGCAAACAGUUGUCUUGGGGGAAGAAAGUGGGCUCUGGAAUCAGGAAAACAAUAGUGGCUCGUUAUUCCAGCAAACCUCUACACACCCUGACCGUAGCACCGAUGGUUCGCAAGCAAACCUAGAGUUGAGUGAUCAAUGUGAAGCCCUUGUGCGCCUUUUGCAUGCGAUCAAUGUCUUUACUGUAAUAGGCAUCUGUAAAGAAGUAAAGAUCUGUAAGUUUGGUGUAUUGAUCGUGUCACGCUUUCCCGAUGGUUGUGGUUGGUUUGUAAUGAUCGUUGUGCUUCAUGGUGAGUGUGUAGGUGAGUGUUAAUCGAUCGUGCAAUCGAUCCAAUAUGUGGUCAGCAAGCUUCGACAGGGAUUCCGAGAUCGAGCGAGAGAGGGCGCCUAUCAUGGAUAUCAGUGAAAACCAAAAUCAGCAAUUUGUAAGAUGUUUUGUUGGAUGGAGUUAGGGGACAAAAGCGCCGUAAAAACGGGACUGCCCGUUCCGGGGGGUACGAUAAACAAGAGGUGAACCGAAAGGAGAGUGAAAGAACAAACAUAAAAAGUCUACAAAA
Anopheles bellator is the source of this 2961-nucleotide messenger RNA. RefSeq names its product ankyrin repeat domain-containing protein 13C. Gene Ontology annotation, cellular component: cytoplasm. NCBI's taxonomy places the organism in Eukaryota, Metazoa, Arthropoda, Insecta, Diptera, Culicidae. The coding region runs from base 386 to 1741 and encodes 451 amino acids. The record is from RefSeq and is a predicted model, not a curated record. Gene Ontology annotation, molecular function: protein binding. The transcript is spliced from 6 exons.